Molecule: messenger RNA, 2419 nt
Organism: Ylistrum balloti
Lineage: Eukaryota; Metazoa; Mollusca; Bivalvia; Pectinida; Pectinidae
Product: putative cytochrome P450 120
Exons: 12
Coding region: 152-1423 (423 amino acids)
Biological process (GO): sterol metabolic process
Molecular function (GO): oxidoreductase activity, acting on paired donors, with incorporation or reduction of molecular oxygen; heme binding; monooxygenase activity
Source: RefSeq, a predicted model, not a curated record
GUCGCUACUUUGGUUCGGUCUCAUGAUCAUACAUAAGAUCAUUUUUAUUGGAGAAAUGACACACGAGCAUUUAUAUCAAAUGGCUGCGGGUUAAGAGGCUACAAUCUUGAUCAACAAUUUUGAGUUGUUGAAGUUUUGCUGUCCUGUAACCAUGGCAACCAUACCUGGAUCUGUGGGACUGCCAGUUUUAGGAGACAAGUCGUAUGAAUUCUACAAGGAUCCAGUGAAGUUCUGUCAGAAAAAUAUGAACAGUCACAAAUGUCGACUUUUCUACAAUAGAUUUUUGAAUAAACCAACAGCAUUUAUCUGUAGUAACAACGCUGUUCACGAACUACUGACAGUCCACAACGAAUCACUAGAACUAGGAUACAAGGCCUUUAUGGGAGAGAUAUUUGGAGACAACAUCUUGUUCUCUGAUGGAGAAGAUGCCAGGAAAUUGCGAAGUUCUUUAAAACAGCUGUUCACUCUGGAAUCCAUAGAUACUUACCAGCUUACAAUAGACAGUGUGGUGGACAAAGCUGUAGCGACCAUCAAUCCAAAGGAACCAACAUGUGUGUAUUCACUUAUGAAAAAAAUUUGUACAGAGAUUUGUCUGAGUGUAUUCCUAGGGCUAAAUUUUACUGAUGCCUGCCAGACAGCUAACACAAUUGUGGCCUUGACAACCACACAUUGGCAUGGUAUAAUUUCUGUACCUUUACCUCUAAAACUGCCGAUGACAAGUGGCUCUACCUACAGUCAAGCUCUCAAUGCAAAGGAUUCACUUUUAAAGAUUAUAAUCUCAAAACGAGAAGAAAGUUCAGGACAGUUUGCUCAGAAAGUGGAGGAUGCAGCAUCAACAAGUGAAGACGGGCUUCGUGAAGUCUUCAUCAAUAAUCAUCUUCUGCUGUUUACUUCUGCACUGGUACCCAAGGCAUUGUCUUCCCUGCUGACCUCUCUAAUCAUGGAGGUGGGAAAAGAGAAGGGAGAUUUACAGGAGAAGCUUCUCAGUGACCCAGAAAUGAUGGAAGCUGUGCUAUUAGAGGUACAGAGGCUUUAUCCUCCAUUCCUUGGUGGACGCAGGAUCGUGAAAAAGGAUAUAGUGUUAGGAGGGUAUAAAAUUCCUGCCGGACAUUCAAUAUUGUAUGUGACCCAGGCUGCCCACCGUGACCCUGAUGCCUUCGCCGACCCUGAUACAUUUAAUCCACACCGUUGGAUUAACUGCUCACCAGCACAGAAGGAGAAGCUAUUUUGUUUUGGAGCUGGUCCACGUAACUGUAUAGGCCGGCAUCUGGUAUGGAAGAUACUUCAGACCAUUAUUGUGCGUCUCCUUUGUUCCUGGAAAUUUGAGCUUCUAGGUAACCAGGAUUUCAGUCACAAAUGGCUGCCAGUUUCUAAACCAAAACAGGAUGUCAAAGUUCAGUUCUCUAGUCGUAAUGCAGCAUAGAAUGUUGAAAUGUUCAACUUGUGAUUUAUCUGCGAUAAGCUAUUUGUCCUGACACAAGUGACAUGUCAGACAACAUUUGCAUUGAAAUCUUAAUAUUAUAUUAUAUUAGAUUUGAGAUUAUUCUGGAUACAAUAACACAAUGACUGAAUAAUUGAUAAUAUGAUGUACUCAAGAACUGCAUUUGAGCAAGAAGAUUACUGUACAAUUAGUGCUCAAUAUUUAAUGGAAAAUCUGGAAGGCUAGGGAAAUUAAGAGGAUUACAUGAAUUUGUUUAUACACACACCUAUGUAGAUUAGCCUUGAAUUACCCAGAUUGUCCAAUAAAUCUCUGAUUAAAGUGCAGAGAUAGGCUUUUUACAGGAUAUUAAAACAGUAUUUUUUACUGUAUCUGACAUGGAUGGGCUUAUUAUUAUAAAAAAACAGGGUUAUUAUUUCUUCAUACAUAAAGUAAAGACAUUAGUCAUGUCAACAGCAUAUCAAAAUAAUGUGAUCCUCAGUCAUGUUUUCCUAUAUACCGGUGAUAUAUGUAAUAUAUUGAAGAUGUUAUUUAAAUUCAUAUAUCAAUUCUGUACAUAAUCAGAGAAAACUUGUUUUUUUAAAUCUGCUUUAACAAUCUUCAGUAGCCUUGUGAUUUUAGAAAUCGUUCUGUAUCUGUAACAUCUAAACAGUAUUGAAUAACAUUUUUUUGCAUAUUCAGUAUACAGGUAUGAAUAAGUGAUGGUUUAAUAUAUAUUCUGUUAAAAAGAAAAUAGUUUUUCAAGCUGUAUGAGCAAAGGAAAAGUGAAUAUUCUGCUUUUCUCAAAUUCCUAAUUGAAGAAAUUGCUGUACAUAUUUAAAACUAACUAUAGUUUGACUCAAACUUUUUUCUCCAUUUCCAACAGCUUAUGUGAAUUAAAAAUUGAUUUGGGUGCUCAUAAUAUUACUACUUUUAUUAUUCAUUUCAAUCCUAAUUUGAAAUUUCUACCCUAUGUAUAGUUUCUCAAUUCAAGCACACGAA